Messenger RNA from Chanos chanos (milkfish), 669 nucleotides. RefSeq names its product lecithin retinol acyltransferase b, tandem duplicate 2 (gene lratb.2). Gene Ontology annotation, cellular component: rough endoplasmic reticulum. The coding region runs from base 1 to 669 and encodes 222 amino acids. Gene Ontology annotation, biological process: retinol metabolic process; vitamin A metabolic process. The record is from RefSeq and is a predicted model, not a curated record. Lineage: Eukaryota; Metazoa; Chordata; Actinopteri; Gonorynchiformes; Chanidae. Gene Ontology annotation, molecular function: phosphatidylcholine-retinol O-acyltransferase activity. The transcript has 2 exons.
AUGUUUCCUCUGAGGUUUUUCAGUCUCUUUUUCGUUGCCGCAACAACAGACUAUGAUGAGAAGGAGAAAGAAAAAAAGAAAGAAGGAGCCUACGACAUUUCUGUCUUCAAAAGAGGGGAUCUCCUAGAGGUGCCCCGCACCCUCUUCACACAUUUCGGGAUCUAUCUAGGGAACAACCGUGUGGCUCAUUUCAUCCCAGACAUUCUGCCUAUUUUCUCCUCAAACAAGGCCACUAUUGCCCAGAUGGUAAGCAACAGCAGGCUCAUUCUAGGGGUCAUUGCAAAAGUGGCAAGCGUACGUAUAGACACUGUGGAGGACUUUGCGUAUGGUGCAGAGAUUCUGGUGAACCACACGGAUGAGGUGUGCAGCCGGCCUCCAUUCCCCGGUGACGAGGUGGCCAGGCGGGCAGAGAAGCUGCUAGGUCCAAUGACCUACAGCCUGCUGUGGUACAACUGUGAACAUUACGUCAUGUAUUGCAGAUAUGGCACUAGCAUGAGCUUCCAAACAUACCAGUUUUGUAAAACAGUUCGGAAGAUUGUCUGCAGCAAGACAAGUGCUUUCCUCAGUGCACUCUUAUGCUUGUCCAUCAUGUUGUACUUCGGCUCCCUGUCUCUACAUGGAAUCUUACCGACCCUACUCAUCCCCUUCACUAUAUGGAUGGCAUCCUGA